Amphiprion ocellaris (clown anemonefish) is the source of this 6273-nucleotide messenger RNA. RefSeq lists its product as uncharacterized. Lineage: Eukaryota; Metazoa; Chordata; Actinopteri; Pomacentridae. The record is from RefSeq and is a predicted model, not a curated record. The transcript is spliced from 2 exons. Bases 2175 to 3167 code for a protein of 330 amino acids.
ACUAUAGAGUUUAUAAAGUCCAUAAAGUCCACAUUUAUCAUCAGUCUGGAGUUUCUCCUAGAACUCUAAAUUUAUGAUGGAACCAUUGAAACAUGAAUCUUUAUCACUAAAAACAAUCAUUUUGGUUCUUUCAUAGAUUAUUAAAGGUCUUCUGGGUCAUAAAUACACAAACAGCAACUUGGAUUAUCAGUUUUGUUGAUGUAGAAAGUUGUGUUGAUUUAAUUUAUUUAGUUUCGUGACCUCUUAACUCCUCCUGAGUGAUUCCAGUCAACUACAGCUGCUGACUCCUCUGAUCCAGUUUAAAUAGAACCAUUAGAUCCACUCAUUAGACUCAAACACUACAGAGGGAAAGUCUGAGGAGCUCAGCAAAGAUCUGAAGAAGAAAAUCAUUGACUUGAACUCAAAAGUUGCCCAAGUUGUUGCAAAAAUUGCCCAAAAUUGACUCAAAACAGCCUAAACUGACUGAAGAGACACCUACACGAACAUAAAUUCACUCAACAAUUGUCCAAAGUGACUAAAAACCUGUCUACAAUUAUUAAAAACCUGCCCAAACCGGUGCAAAAAUUGACCAAAUUACCUCAAAAAUUGCCCAAAUUGACUCAAAAAUAGUCCAAAGUGGCUGGAAAAAUGUUUAAAAAUAUUCAGAAGUUGCCUGAGAUGAUGGAAAAAUGGUCCAAAUUGACUGAAACUUGGACUAAAAUUAAUAAAAACAUUUGCCCAAAUCGACCAAAGCUGUCAAAUUGAGUAAAAAUGGUCCAAACUGACUGAUGGAGACAGCUACAUUGACUCAUAAAUUCACUCAGCAUGAGCUGAGAGGAUCCAUGAAGAAGGAAGUUCUUCCUCUUGUUCUGGACCAGGACUGGUUUUAGAUGGUCUUGGACUAUUUUAGGAGUAGUUUAGGUUUGGGUUUAGUUAGGUUUUACGCCUUUUUUAAAAAAUGUUUUUUAUGACCAGUCAAGGACCGGUUUCAGACUGCAUCUUGGCCAGUUUUUGGACUUUUUUUAGGAGUAGUUUAGGUUUGGUUUUGGUUCCAAUAUUGUACUGGUUUUUGACUGGUUUAAGACUGGUUUCAGACUGUCUUGGGUGGGUCUUGGUCUUUUUUAGGAGUAACUGAGGUUUAGUUUUGGUCCCAGUUUUGCACAGGUUUUGGACUUUGUUCAGACUAGUUUACUGCUGGUUAAGGACUGUAUUUUGGCCAGUUUAUGGACUGGUUGUUGACUUUUUUAGGACUGGUCCCAGACUGUUUCUAAAACGGGUUUUGGUUUUGGAUUGUUUUCAAACCGUAUUUGGACUGGUUUAUUACUGGUUUUUAUGACUGUUAGGGACUGGUUUCAGACUGCAUCUUGGCCAGUUUUUGGACUUUUUUUUGGAGUAGUUCAGGUUUGGUUUUGGUCCCGAUUUUGCACUUUUGAUAAUCUUUUUUAGGACUGGUUUCAGACUGCCUUCUGCAGGGUCUUGGACUUUUUAAGGAGUAAUGGUUUUUGGUUCCAGUUUUGUACUGGUUUUUGACUUUUUCGGACUAGUCUACUUGUGGUUAAGGACUGGUUUUAGACCGUCGUGAAAGGUCUUACACUUUUAAAACCCCAAGAACACCAAACCUACCAUCAAGCAUGGUGGUGGCAGUAUCAUGCUCUGUAGAACUGGAGCUUUCCACAAAGUAAAUGGAAUAAUGAAGAAGGAUGAUCACCUCCAUGUUCUUCAGGAAAACCUAAAAUCAUCAGCAGAAGGUUGAUCUUGGACACAGUUGGAUGUUUCAACCAGACAAUGAGCCCAAACACACAUCAGACGUGGUAAAGAAAUGGUUCCAUCAGGCUAGAAUGAAGGUUCUAGACUGGUCUCCCCAAAGUCCAGACUUAGACCCAUCAAGAACCUGAAGAACCAAGUCUGAAAAACCACUAAUUUAGUGGAACAGCACCAAUUCUGGUGCAGUUCCACUAAAUUUGUUGUCUGUCUGUCUCAGAUUUGAGUCAGUUAAAUUGAUAGUAUAAUGAUACCACCACCUCCAGGCUUGACAGUAGGUAUAGAGUCCAGAGGAGUCGAAGAUAAACCAGAAGAUUGAAACCAGAAGAACCCAACUGACGAGAAAAUGGACAGAUUUCACAAAAUUUUAACAUUUCUGUUUGUAUAUUUAUAUUUUUUAAUAUCUUUAAUAAACGUGUAAAGGAACCAAACUAAUGGUUGUGUGUUUGUGUGUCUGGUUGUGUUUGUUUGUGUGUGUUUGUGUGUCUGGUUGUGUUUGUUUUUGUGUGUCUGGUUGUGUUUGUUUUUGUGUGUUUGUGUGUCUGGUUGUGUUUGUGUGUCUGGUUGUGUUUGUUUUUGUGUGUCUGGUUGUGUUUGUUUUUGUGUGUUUGUGUGUCUGGUUGUGUUUGUGUGUCUGGUUGUGUUUAUUUGUGUAUGUCGGGUUGUGUCUGGUUGUGUCUGGUGUUUGUGUGUCCUCAGGUCCAGUGUGGGUUUCGUCUGGUUGUGUCUGGUUGUGUGUGUUUGUGUGUCUGGUUGUGUGUGUUUGUGUGUCUGGUUGUGUGUGUGUUUGUGUGUCUGGUUGUGUCUGGCUGUGUCUGUUUGUGUGUGUUUGUGUGUCUGGUUGUGUCUGGUUGUGUGUGUGUGUGUUUGUGUUUCUGAUUGUGUCUGGUUGUGUGUGUGUUUCUGAUUGUGUGUGUGUUUGUGUGUCCUCAGGUCCAGUGUGGGUUUCGUCUGGUUGUGUGUGGUUGUGUGUCUGGUUGUGUGUGUGUUUGUGCUUCUGGUUGUGUGUGUGUUUGUGCUUCUGGUUGUGUGUGUGUUUGUGUGUCUGGUUGUGUGUGUGUUUGUGUGUCUGGUUGUGUGUAUGUGUGUUGGUGUGUCUGAUUGUGUGUGUGUUUGUGUGUCUGGUUGUGUGUGUGUUUGUGUUUCUAGUUGUGUGUGUGUUUGUGUGUCUGGUUGUGUGCGUGUUUGUGUGUCUGGUUGUGUUUGUUUGUGUGUGUUUGUGUGUCCUCAGGUCCAGUGUGUGUUUGUGUGUCUGGUUGUGUCUGUGUGUGUUUGUGUGUCUGGUUGUGUGUGUGUGUGUUUGUGUGUCUGGCUGUGUUUGUUUGUAUGUGUGUUUGUGUGUCCUCAGUUCCAGUGUGGGUUUGUGUGUCCUCAGGUCCAGUGUGGGUUUCAUCUGUUUUCACCGAGCUGCAGUUUUCCAGUAUUAAUAAUUGCUGUCCAAACAUACAUCAUAAUCCUCCAACAUUCUGCAGCCUGAAAUCAAACCUGCUUUCCAAGGACAGAAGGACACUCUGGCCCUGAUUCCUGGACUAAUUCUGUCACUCAGCUGGGACAGUUUCCUGUCUGCUGGGUCUGUUUGACCUCUGGAGGACACAUUAUUAGGUUCUCCUUCAGACCUGAACUACUUCCUGUUUACCUGAAGGCAUCUCAACCCCAAUCAACCAAUCAGCUUCCUGCUCAACAACAAUCUCCCUAAAUCUGACCUUAGAACAUUUCACUUUCAGCGCAAGUCUGACCUGUAUGAAGCCAAACUAGCAGAUAGAAUAGUCAUGAUGCUGCCACCGUGUUUCAUGUCAUGAUGCUGCUACCACCAUGCUUCACAUCAUGAUGCUGCCACCACCGUGCUUCACAUCAUGAUGCCGCCACCACCGUGUUUCACGUCAUGAUGCCGCCACCGUGCUUCAUGUCAUGAUGCUGCUACCACCUUGCUUCACAUCAUGAUGGCGCCACCACCGUGCUUCACAUCAUGAUUCCACCACCGUGCUUCACGUCAUGAUGCCGCCACCACCGUAUUUCAUGUCAUGAUGCUGCCACCACCGUGCUUCACAUCAUGAUGCCGCCACCACCGUGCUUCACAUCAUGAUGCUGCCACCACCAUGCUUCACAUCAUGAUGCUGCCACCACCGUGCUUCAUAUCAUGAUGCCGCCACCACCAUGCUUCACAUCAUGAUGCUGCCACCACCGUGCUUCACAUCAUGAUGCUGCCACCACCGUGCUUCAUAUCAUGAUGCCGCCACCACCAUGCUUCACAAUGGGGAUGAUGUCCAGCAAACAUAUCAUCUAGUCUAAUGGACCUAAAGCUCCAUCCUGGUCUCCUCAGACCAGGUGUCUUCAGUGUCCCCACAUGUCUUCUGGUGAACUCUAGUCCAGAUUUAAGCUUGGAGCUUUUUCCAUCAUAGUCUUUCUCUUUGUCUCCAUAAAGCUUUGACUGGUGAAGAACAGACAACAGUUGUUGGAUGAAAAGUCUGAAGCUGGAACUCCUUCAGAGGAAUCACAGGAGUCUUGGUGGCCUCCCUCUCUAGUCUCUCAGGUCUUGAGGACGUCCUGCUCUAGUCAGAUUUAUUCAUGUUCCAUCUUCCUUCCAUUCUUUAAUGAUGGAUUUAACUGGACUCAGAGUCUUCAGGAACUUUAAAUGUUCUUUUAUCGUCCUGACUGAUGCUUUUCAACAACCUUUCCUCAGAGUUUCUUGGUUCUUCAGUCUUCAAGGUGUAGUUCUAUCCAAAAGCUCUGAUCCACCAGAGACUGGACCUUCCAGAUUCAGGAGUUUUUAUUCUACAACCACUGACCUCAGAUCAUCCAUUAAUUACUGAUGAUUUCUCAAUGAGUCCCUUUUUUAGAUCUUUGUUUUUAAUCGUCUUUACUUUGUAUCCGUCCAAACCCAAAUCUGAUUAAUCAUAAUUCAAUGUUGAAAAGCAAUAAAAGGGUCAAACUUCCUAAAGGUGGUGAAUCUUUUUCAUCUCUAAGAGGAAACACGUCAGCAUCGUUUUCUUUUUUCUCGUCUUUCUAACCGAACAUGUUGGAUGUUUGUCAGCAGCCUCCAUCAGCGAGCAGAACAUUUGAGUGGGAGGUGACAAAGUGGGUGAAGAGUUUCAGCUGUGAGAGAAUAAAGAGUCCAGGCUGAAUCACAGUUAGUGAUCAGGACUGGAUGCUGGUUGGGUUCCAUGAAACUGGAGAUGAUGUCAGGACUGUCACUGAUUAGUUCUGAACGCGCAGAAUGUAACCACAUCCAGAGUGUGGAGUGAUUUAAUCUGAGCUGCUUCUCUCUGCGCUGGAACUCCAGUCCAACUGGGAUUCGAUGCGCUGGUUGCGUAAUUGAAGUGGGCACUUAGAUGCCAGCGAGACCCUGGAGCCAAACCUCCUCAGAAACCCUCCAUCAUGGCUGACUGAGCAUCCAGUGUCCCAGUAAAGCUGAAGGACCACCGAGGCUGAAUGCACGUCUGGAAACGUUAAAUCUUAGCUGCUGUCAGACAUAAAUCUACGGAUAUUUGGUUUCUCAACACGAGCCGACGAUGGAACAACAAUCUUCAGAAAUAUGAAAACUCUUUCAACAUCAGUCUGACCUGAAGUUUAACUCAAUAUUUUAGCUCCAAGAUUUCAGCAGAAUUUGAUUUCAAAACCGUGAAACGCAUCAUUUGCUCUAAAAUAUCUGAAAUAUCCAGAAAAAUAAGACUUUCCACAUCAUGAUGCUGCCACCACCAUGCUUCACAUCAUGAUGAUACCAUGCUUCACAUCAUAAUGCUGCCACCACCGUGCUUGACAUUAUAAUGCCGCCACCACCGUACUUCAUAUUAUGACACUGCCACCACCGUGCUUCACCUAAUGACGCUGCCUCCACCAUGCUUCACAUAAUGAUGCUGCCUCCACAGUGCUUCACAUCAUGAUGCUAUGAUGAUCUAUGCUUUCUAAAAAUCCUCAUCAAUACAGCUUUUUGUUGCUCUUUAAUGGGAUAAAAACAGAAAAAAAUGUAGAUUAUUGCUAAAAAAAAAAAAAAAAAAGGCAGACUGCAGUAAACUUUGUGGCAGGUGCAUCAUUGUGUGGGUUUUCCGAGGAGACUCACCUGGAUUCUGGUACAUUUAAACCAUCUGUGGCUCAUUAACUGAGUUUUAAAUGAUUCCUGCCUUCAGUGGGACGUUUAGAUUUAUUAAUAUGAACUGGAGGCUUCAUGCAAACUGCUUUAAUUAAUUCGCCACUUUUACAAAAUCUGCUUUAAAUUUUUAAACACUUCUUUAUUUGACACUUUGUCCUUAAAUCUUUGAAUCCGAAUGUUUUUCUUUCAUUUUUAUCAUUUUAAAGUUCCAUUUAAACCACUUUGAAUCGCGUGUAUGUGUGAAACAUAGAAUAAAAACUAACCUCCUUGUUCAUUGUUUGGUGGAGCUUCAGUCCUGAUUUACGUUAAUCUUUAAAUCCUCUAUAGGCCAACUUAACCUGCUCACUACUUUAUAGUUUUUAGCGGGUGUUUUUCCACAGAAAAACAUUAAAAAGGAAAAAAAAAUCCUCCUGAUGCAUGUUCUUAUUUUACUGCACAACUAAAUU